AUGCAGUCAUUUCACUGGACGUGCAAGUUAAUCGCCAUUAACUGUUGUGCUCAUUGUGUAUUGCAAUCUAUUGUUUUUCAGAAACCUGCCACAUUGAAUCGCUUGAAUCGACCCCAUAAUUUCACCUCUCGUUCAAUCUUGCGCAUGGACAUGUGCAGCGCAUGUGGUCGCCGCAUAGCCUUCGGCAAAACCGCGUACAAGUGUACGGUUUGCCGUUUGUUAGUUCAUCCAUCAUGUAAAAAAGGAGUAACAUUGGUACCGGCUCCUCCAUUUAGCAGUUCGAGGCCGAAGGGCCCAGUUGUUGCUCCUACAAGCCCAACACUAUCCGUCCGUUUGGGGAUACGGAAUAUCAACCUGACUGACUUUUGCCCAGAAGAUCAAUUUCCGAGAAUUCCGGCUCUCAUAAUUCACUGCGUGACCGAGGUGGUCGCACGUGGUAUGAACACCGUUGGUCUGUAUCGUGUUUCGGGAUCGGAGAAACAGGUCCGAGGUGAGCCUUCAAACAAACAAUCAGUGAGCUACACAGGAUGGCUUCUCACAGCCGUAGAUCCAAUCAUGCCUGAAAGAUCAACGGGUUGA
Echinostoma caproni is the source of this 579-nucleotide messenger RNA. The record is from the annotation of a GenBank genome assembly. Lineage: Eukaryota; Metazoa; Platyhelminthes; Trematoda; Plagiorchiida; Echinostomatidae.